UUAAAGGGGCAGCCGCGGCCCCAUCUGAUGCGGCGGCUCCAAUCAGCGGCCCUGGGGCUCUUGGCAGCCGGAGCCGCCGCCGCUCCGCAUUCCUCCGUCUUCCUAAAAGGGGCUAACAUGGCGAUGGGCAGGAUGAGGUGAAGAGGAGAAGGAGGAGAGGGAAAAAAAAAAAGGAAAAAAAAAGGAAAAAAAAAGAAAAAAAAAGAAAAAAAAAGGAGGGGAGAGGAAAAAAAAAGAAAAAAACAGGAAAAAAAAAAAAGGAAAAGAGGGACGGGGAUGCAAGCAGGGCUGGCAGCGGCGGCGCGGUAAUUUCCUCUCUCCCCCCUCCUCUCCUCUUCCAAAAGGGAAAAAAAAAAAAAAAAAGGCAAAAAAGCCAGCCAAAAAAAAAAAAAAGGAGAGAGAAAAAAAAAAAAGCAACCAACCCAGCAAACCACCCAACCCAACAUUUCUUUUUUUUUCAUGGAGAGCAAAAACCCCAGGCAAGCGGAGGAGGACCGGGACUCCUUUGCGCGGAGACCUUUGCAUCAAAAUGCUGAUAGUCGAAAAAACGACUGACUACCCUUCGGCUGAGUACUCCCUGGUGGAGGAUGUAGCCCUCCACUUCACGUGUUUGAUGGACAGACUGAAUGAGCAGCGCCUCUUUCAGCCGGACCUGUGCGACGUGGACAUCGUGCUGGUGCAGCACAAGAGCAUCUUCCCGGCGCACAAGGGGGUCCUGGCAGCCUACAGCCAGUUCUUCCACUCCCUCUUCACCCAAAACAAGCAGCUGCAGCGCGUGGAGCUCUCGCUGGAGGCCCUCACCUCACAGGGCCUCCAGCAGAUCCUCAACUUCAUCUACACCUCCAAGCUCCUCGUCAACUCUUGCAAUGUGCAGGACGUGCUGAACGCGGCUGCCGUGCUGCAGAUGAACAACAUCGCCUCCUCCUGCCAGGACCUCCUCGACACCCGCUCGCUCAGCCUGGCCACCGACAUGGCUCUGCCCGCUGAGGGCUGUGCUGGACCCCCACCCUACUACUGUGAGAUCAAGCAGGAGGUAGACGCCCCCAAUCCCAAGAUCUACACCCGGGAGGGCAACGACCCCUACUCGGUGCGGGUGGAGGAUGGAGCAGGUGGUGGGACGCUUCCCCCUGGUCCAGCCAAGCAGUACUACAAGGAGGAGAAGGAUGGUGGUCCGGGUGCCGUCUGUAAGAUAGAAGGUGAAGAGUCUGAGGAGGACUUGGACAGCCAGAGCUCAUACAACCGGGAGCAGAUCAUCGUGGAGGUGAACCUCAACAACCAGACCCUCAACGUCUCCAAGGGCACAGAGGGGAAGGCGGCUGCCAGCGAGGCGGCUGUGAUGGGGCGGCCUGAUGGUGAUGGGCGCGAUGCAGAGGAGGAUGGGGAGGAGGAGAAUGAGGAAGGGGAGGAGGAGGAAGAAGAGGAGGAGGAUGCAGAGGUGGGGGAGGAGGAGGAGGAGGAGGAGCACAGCGAGGAGGAAGACCUGGAGGAGACAACAGAAGAAGAGGACGAUGACGAUGAUGAUGAAGACGUGUCAGAGGUGAAAAGGGAAAAGGGUGGGCAGCCCCGCAGAGGCAGCCGGGCUUCCAAAGCCACCAAACCUGCCAUGGCAACCAGGUCGCAGGAGAUAGCCAAGGUGGAAGAGGAGGAGGAGGAGGAAGAGGAAGGCCAGCGAGGGAGGAAGAGGAAAAAGGAGCAGGACGGUUUGGGCCAGAAGGUGAAGCUGGAGGAGAAGCAGCAUUACCCAUGCAAGAAGUGCCCCCGGGUCUUCAACAACCGCUGGUACCUGGAGAAGCACAUGAAUGUCACGCACAGCCGCAUGCAGAUCUGCGACAAGUGUGGCAAACGCUUCCUGCUCGAGAGCGAGCUGCUGCUGCACCACCAGACCGACUGUGAGAAGAACAUUCAGUGCGUGACGUGUGGGAAGGGGUUCAAGAAGCUCUGGUCCCUCCAUGAGCACAACAAGAUCGUCCAUGGCUAUGCUGAGAAGAAGUUCUCCUGUGAGAUCUGUGAGAAGAAGUUCUACACCAUGGCCCACGUGCGCAAACACAUGGUUGCUCACACCAAGGACAUGCCAUUCACCUGCGAGACCUGUGGGAAGUCCUUCAAGCGCAGCAUGUCCCUCAAGGUGCAUUCGCUCCAGCACUCUGGGGAAAAGCCUUUUAAAUGCGAGAACUGCAACGAGCGCUUCCAGUACAAGUACCAGCUGCGCUCCCACAUGAGCAUCCACAUCGGCCACAAGCAGUUCAUGUGCCAGUGGUGCGGCAAGGACUUCAACAUGAAGCAAUACUUCGACGAGCACAUGAAGACGCACACGGGCGAGAAGCCCUACAUCUGCGAGAUCUGCGGGAAGAGCUUCACCAGCCGCCCCAACAUGAAGCGGCAUCGCCGGACCCACACGGGCGAGAAGCCGUACCCCUGCGAUGUCUGCGGUCAGCGCUUCCGCUUCUCCAACAUGCUCAAAGCCCACAAGGAGAAAUGUUUCCGCGUCAGCAACCCCUUGGCUUCGGACACGGCCGCCCCCCAACCUGCCGCCAGCCCGGCCCCACUGCCCCCCGGUUCCGGCGUCUCCCCACUGCCCCUGCCGCUGCUUCAUCCCCUUCCACAGACCCUCCCUCCUCCUCCUCACCUACCGCCGCCCCCUCCCCUGUUUUCUGCAGGGAGGAUAAAUUCGAACAACAACUAGGUGCCCCCCGCCCCAGCCAUGCGCCCGCACGGACUGCUCUGCCCUUCGGGAACGCCUCCCCCUGGGGAGCCAAGGCUUUGCUUGCUCUCUGCCCCCCCCUUCCUCCUCGUUUUGGGGUUCUUUUGAAUUUUUUUUCCUUUUUCUUACCCGUCAUGCUCUGCGGGGAGGGGAAGCAGGACGAACACCCCCCCCCCCCCGAAGAGCGUGGAUGUUGGGAGGGUAACCGCCGUCCGUCUGUAGGGGUGUAGGUAAGAGGCGUUGCUCUCCGUUUCAUCUUCCCACGCAUCGGCUUCAUCUUCGUGCUGGGAUGCGGGCAGGGCUUGGAGGAGCAGGAUGCUGUGCCGUCCGGGGUUGAGUUCGCUGGCAUUGUGUGCCUGCUCGCUAGCCGAAUGAAUGCCUACCGGCGCUUCCAUAUUUAUAAUAAGCCGAAAUCUAGCUAGUGGUGCUUGAAUCCCUGUACUGUAAAGCUGGUCUUUCAAUUCAGCUUCAUUUCAGUUCAAGAGGUUGAGAGGUGGGCACCACGGAGGAGCCCCCGCCAGUCCCGUUUGCCAGCCCCGGUGGCCCAUGGCGAGUAAGCAGAUGUCCCCAUUGGAAAGCUGUCAGCCCGUUCUCGUUAGCAGCCCUCGCCGCGUCUUCCUUCUGCGUGACGGAUUUUCCUCCCCGGUAGGCGAAAGCACAAACACUGGCGGCAUCACAUCUUGGGGCAUUGGCAGCCUGCUGCCAGUUCAUUUUUGGGGUGCCCUAAGGGAGCUGGGCUCUGGGGUGCCCUUUCUGCUAAUCCCAGCAGGAGCCGGGCUCCUGGGGAUGCUCUGGAGUUGGCAGGGUGUCCCUGGGAGAGCUUAGAUAGCCUUGGGACCAGUGGGAGGGUAGCUCCGCGGCCACCCAGGAGGGAGGAGCAGGAUGCCGUUUCUCAGCAGAAUCAGCCCAGAAUAGUGCCUUAACAAUUCGAAUGACUGACAACCCGGCUGACUGAUGGGUGAGCUCCAGGUUGGGUCCCAUUGCAAGGUUUAAAGCUAAAGCAAGACCAUGUUCAGCUUGAUGACGAUGUCCCAUACUCCAGCUUGUUGCCUGGUGUCGCUCUCCCAGGCUUUACUUCUCCCCAUGGGGUUGACAGCCGUUGCCCUGCCCUGUCUUGGGGGGACCAGGGGGGACCAGUGAGGGCUGUGGUUGGUUUGGUGAUGCCCCACGGUGUUGGUUAGUGCUCUUCUGGCCACAUUGUGUUUGUUGAAGUUGAACUGGUCUUUGGUUUCAUUUAUUCAGGCUGGCUUCAUGCCAGCAGAGGAGGAGAACAGAACGGCUUUGCUGUUACCUUUUUGUUGGACACUGGGAUCCAAGCUGGGUCUCUUGCUGCUGUGCUCUGCCCCGGGGUGUCGUGCAUUGACGUGACUGUGGCUGUGUGGUCUCCCCACCUAAGGAAGUGUCCCCUUUGGGGUCGAGGAGAGCUGCAGGAGCUGCAGAACAUCCAGCAUGGGCAGAGAGGUUCUGGCCAAGAGAUGGGGUGUGCUGCUGCCAAUGCCUUGCUCCCAAGACCAGCGCUACAGAUGCCUGUGGACAUGGGUCAGGUCAUGGAGAAGGUGGUGAGCAGGACUGUUGGUAGGCAAGAAGGAAGAGAGGACACUGAGCGGGCUGCAGAAGCCCUUUCUCAUUUGCCCCUCAGUCUGGGUGGUAGUGGGGUGUUGGAGACAGUGAGCCACAUCUAGCUCUACAAGAAGUCUUGCUGCUUCAUCUCCUGAACCAAAUCAGCAAAGCACUUGGGAGGCGUUGAAGCUGUCCCUGCAGAGAUGGGAGAAUUUAGCUAUAUGCUUAGGGGGUUUGCUGACCAGGGACAUGCAGGAGCAUUAUCCUGACAGGGACAGGACAGGAUGGCACCCGCUGUUCUCCUGAGUGCUGUUUGAGGUGAUGGGUUAGGUGACUGGUGUCCCCUCCUGCUGAGUGGUGCCUCCCUGUGCCUGACAUCUCUGGAAAGCUGGCUGCUCUUGUGGAUGUUAGCAUGAUGGAGCAACAAAUCGCUUUUCAUCCUUGUGUUGGCUGGGAUCCUGUGGACCCCCAGCACUGCAGUCAAUACCAGUGAGCUCACCCUCAUCUCCAUCUUCUUUGAGCAAAGGGAGGAUGCUAUGGCAGAGCUGCCUCACCAUACUGACCUUCUCAGAUGGGUACCAAAGGCUUCUCUGCUGUCCUUCCUCCCUGACCCUGGGGUUUAUUGGGAUGGUGCAAACCCUUCUCAGACACACAUCUGUAAGGGGUGUGGGUGCUCAGCUCUUGGGGCCAUUGGCUUUCUGAAGGGACCAUGACCCAGACUGGAAGAUGAUUGCUUUAGAGAAACCUUCAUUGAUACUCUUGGAGGUGUUGGAGGGCCUCAGUAGAGUGGUCCAUGCUGUCUCCUCCUCCGCUGCCUCCAAGACCCCAUCGCCUCGGGCUCCCUAGCAUUUCUUUCCCCUCACACAGCCUUGACAUGGGAUGGGAGUACUGCACCCCAAGGAGGACUCACCUUGCCUGUAGGAUCUUCUGUGAUGGAGCCUAUCAACAUGCCUGACUGAUAGACUUCUCCUCCCCAAGCAAACCGCCACACCAACAUGUGCUCCCCUGUACCUGGAGGUGGCUUUUCCUGACUCUGUCCCAAUUCAUCCUCUCCUGGUGAGGACCUGUCCCACUUGGAUGUCACUGCGAGAUGAGAGCUCCUCGUUGAGGCUAAAAGCCCAGCGGAAAGCCUAGCAACUGAUCCCAGAGGGUCUCCCAGCGAGCCACUUGGAGACAUUGAGAUGUGACCAUGCACACAGCACUUUGGAGAACCAGAUCCCUGCUGCUCCCUCCCCUCUCCAAGGCCUGGGCAGUUCCCAGGAGUCCUACGUGGCUUCCAAGCCCUUUUGUCUACACCCUUAUUUGGCCCCGAUGUCUCUCUUCACAUCUGGUUUUCGUUAAUGUACUAAGAGCUCAAACGAGUCGCUCCCGCAGUGUCUCGUCCCGCAUCCAUCCCAGUCAGACCCCGUUGGCACCCGUUGGGUUAGAUGGGGCAGGAGGCGGGGGAGUUGGGUCUGUUGUUUUCAAGCUUUUUAUAUUAUUUUAUUUUGAUUUUUUUAAAAAAUUUUUUGUUUAACUCUUGCACCUUAAUCUCUCACAUCCCUUCUUCAGCAGACCGCGAGGGUGGAGAGGGGCUUGAUUUCCAUUACGCAGCUCAUGAAUAUACCGCAAUGCAACGUUCAGCUGACAACUCUGCCCACACGCUUAACCCCAGACCUGUCCGGGUUUGAAUUUUCUUUUCCCCCUUCAUUUGAACUCUGGGGAGGGAGGGAGUCAUGUGGGGAGGGUCAUUUUUGGUUUAUGUAUAUCCCAGGAGCCUGGUAGCACAGACCAGUUAGCCUCAUAGUGUCCAUGAGGCAUGGCUGGCCCUUCGGACCACAGCCAUAACCCCAGCGCGGUGGGAAGGUGAUGAUGGAUGGACGGCCGGCAGGUGGGAACGGCUGUGACAGUGCAAUAGAGACGAGCAUCCGCUGCUAGACAACUCCACUGAGUAAACUCUUGGUUUGCCCGAAGUCGAGAGGGAAGGACGGACAGACAGACGCCCUUUGUUCACACGGACGGAGAGAGCUUCCCCAGACGCAGCCCUGCCUAGUGACACGUAACCAUGACGGGAGUUGGGUCGAACUUGCAAAGGAAGAAAAUAAUAAUAAUAAAAAAGGAAAAAAAUACGAGUAAGAGCAACCUCAGUAGUAUGGAACUUGCAGGAAAUGAAUGAAACCCCAAGCACUUGCCUCAAAACUAGUUUCUCAUGCCUGGUGUUCGGCUUUGUAUUAUUUUACGGCAUUCAGUAUCGGUUGCCCAAACAUGCCAAGUUAAGAGUGUAUCGGUGGCUCUACUAGUGUGAACAAACUAAACGAAGCACUUUAUUCUGUAUAGAUAAGGGAAGGCGGGGAGGGGAGGGGAAGCUUGGAUGCUUUUCAGAAGCAUCUUAAGUAAUGUUCUAGGAAAUGUAUUAUUAUUAUUAUUAUUAUUAUUACUUUUUUUUAUGACCAUGUGUAAUCAAUAUAUGUUUAUCUUUAACUCCAAGUACAGCAGUUACUCUCUUUGGGACGGUGUGUUGAGGGGGAGGCUGUGAUGGUCGGGUUAGUGCAUCAGCAUGAGGCCAACUGGGCCAAGUCAUUGCCUACCACAGGAAUGGGCAAGUCUUGCUUUGUGGACAGCCCUGUUGGCCAAUGUCCGGGAGGUCCCCAGAGGUGCAUCAAAGUUGCCUUCCAGGGUACAGCUCACAGUCAGCCUUGGCACCAAGGGCCCAACGUGAAUCCCCAUCCUGAGCCAUCUUCUGCCUGGGGGUGCUGGGGCAGCUCUCUGGGCCACCCACGAGCAAGAUGAGUCGCAGUAGGCUGUUUUGGGUUGUCCCUAGAGGCCAGGUCCUUGGCCAUGCUUUGAAACCCGCUUUUGGCCUCUCACCAAUGCACGUCAGGGGUCGUUGAGCUCUUAAAGUGGUGAGAGGUCAGAAUUGGGCCUUUCCACUGCGUUCUCCCAGUCUGGAAGUGUUAUGACUGUUACCAAAGAGGUUGCAAGUGGAAGGACUGAAUCAAUAAACGAUUUGUCUUUUAUAAAAGAAAACCUAAAGGUCCACCACUUUCUUUGUUACCUUAGUAUUGCUUUUUUUUCUUUUUUUUUUCUUCUUUGUUUAAAAUCUCUUUUCAGGCAAUUGUGCGAGGAGUCAGAGGCUGGCAGGAUGGGCUUCCCAUGGCAUGUUCACCGCUGCUAUUGCAUCACAUGUAUAGCCUUUUUGUUGGGUUGGGUGGGAGGUGUGUGCGUGUGUGUGAGACUGCUGUAGGGCAAACAAAAAUAGCUUUUCAGGGAAGGGGGAUAAGUGGGUGGAAGAAGGGGCUUGGUGAGGGCUGAGCUCCUGUGUCCUACUGGCUCCAUGAAAUUUGUGUGAGCUAUGAGCUGGGGCUCCCUGAGUUCCUCUGUAAGCAGUGGAGAAACCAAGGAGCCCAUCCAAAAGCACCCAGUGCCUUUAUUGAUGUAAAAUGGAGCUGUGGGAACCUCGCCAGAUAACAUCAGCUGAUAUUGGGAAGCUAAUGGAAGAAGAGAUGAUUUUCCCCCACCCUUCGGAUGUACCUACUCUGCUGCUGCUGGCAUUGCCCAGAGAAGGUACCCACGGGCGACCAGUGCCACUGGAACUGUGUGCACCUGAACCAGGAAAACGCGAAGCAGCAGCAGGGAGUGAUGCCUCUCUGAGUAUUCAUGUUGUCAUUUCAUAUCUGUGAUUGCUUUUGGACUGGAGCAGCCUCUUGGUGAGGUGGUGGUGAACAUCUCGGGGCCAGACUUUCGCUUGGCGAUGCGCUAUUUUGCUGCUUUCCUUGGGCCAAUGCUGGCUUGCACGUGCUGAGAUCUGGCCCUCGUUGCUCAAGUGAUGGGAUACUUCAAGCUCUUCUGGGUCCUUUUGUACAACAUUUAUUUUUCCUUUUAUGGUCUCUUGUCCUGUGCCAGCAGUGGCAUCUCCUACAACUUUAUAAUGGAUGUGAAACGUGGGAGCACUAAGCUCCUAUUAACUGUAUUCCCGAUGGACAGUUGCGAGUUGAAUGACCAAGGAUGGGAACCAGUCUUAAUCGAUCCUUCUUAAGCCGUUAUCUAACAGCUCAUCAAGGCUCAGCAACAUUCUCCUUGACUUCAAAGGGCCCAGAUUUCCCCCAGGAGAGCCAAGCAAUGUGGUGGUGGAUGAGGAUUAACCCUAUUUUAGGACUGAGUGUCAACAGUUUUCUAUUCUGCACAUCCAGCAAGAAGAGCCGAAGCAAAAGUGUUGGUGUCCAAUCCCAGGCAGGAGUGUUGGUGUCCAGUCCCAGGCAGGAGGUGGUAUCCUGCCAC
Molecule: messenger RNA, 8518 nt
Organism: Grus americana (Whooping crane)
Lineage: Eukaryota; Metazoa; Chordata; Aves; Gruiformes; Gruidae
Gene: ZBTB47
Product: zinc finger and BTB domain containing 47
Exons: 6
Coding region: 530-2683 (717 amino acids)
Biological process (GO): regulation of transcription by RNA polymerase II
Cellular component (GO): nucleus
Molecular function (GO): RNA polymerase II cis-regulatory region sequence-specific DNA binding; DNA-binding transcription factor activity, RNA polymerase II-specific; protein binding
Source: RefSeq, a predicted model, not a curated record